Messenger RNA from Perca flavescens (yellow perch), 534 nucleotides. It is a transcript of the gene crygmxl2, whose product is annotated as crystallin, gamma MX, like 2. Lineage: Eukaryota; Metazoa; Chordata; Actinopteri; Perciformes; Percidae. The transcript has 3 exons. Gene Ontology annotation, molecular function: structural constituent of eye lens. Gene Ontology annotation, biological process: lens development in camera-type eye; visual perception. The record is from RefSeq and is a predicted model, not a curated record. Bases 1 to 534 code for a protein of 177 amino acids.
AUGUCAAAACAGAGUAUUAUCUUUUACGAAGGCCGCAACUUCCAGGGCCGCCACUGGGAGUGCAGCAGUGACUGCAUGGACACCUUCAGGCACUUUAACUGCUGCAACUCCAUGCGUGUCAGCGGUGGUCACUGGGUGGCCUAUGAGAAGCCUCACUACAUGGGUUACCAGUACAUCAUUGGCCCCGGCGAGUACCCUGACUACCACUGCUGGAUGGGCUUCAACAACUGCAUUCGCUCCUGCCAGAUGUACCCCCCUUAUAGAGGAUCCUACAAGAUGAGGAUCUACAACAGGCCUGACAUGAUGGGACACACAAUGGAGUUCAUGGACGACUGCCCCAACCUGUACGAGCGCUUCCGCUACCGUGACAUUUACUCCUGCAACAUCAUGGAGGGUUUCUGGAUCUUCUAUGAGCACCCUAACUACAGGGGACGCCAGUAUUUCCUGCGCCCCGGAGAGUACAAGGCCUGUGGUGACUGGGGCUGCCACAACCCCAUGGUGGGCUCAUUCAGGAGGAUGAGGGCUGUCAUGUAA